Molecule: messenger RNA, 614 nt
Organism: Erigeron canadensis
Lineage: Eukaryota; Viridiplantae; Streptophyta; Magnoliopsida; Asterales; Asteraceae
Product: non-specific lipid-transfer protein 2-like
Exons: 1
Coding region: 102-401 (99 amino acids)
Biological process (GO): lipid transport
Source: RefSeq, a predicted model, not a curated record
AAUCCUAAUCAGCCAUAAUUCUCAUUGAAAAAAAAAAAAAAAAAGAAACUUCUCUCUUUGUCUCUGUUUCACACACACAUUCACAUAGAGAUCGAAAAAUAAUGAGGUCAAGUUCAUACACAACAAUCUGUAUUGCAGCCAUGGUCUUAGUGAUCAUGAUUUUGGGCACACAGCCGCAGGUGGCGACGGCGGUGACAUGUCAAGUUACACAGCUGGCUCCAUGUGCAGCCGCCAUCUCCUCAUCAUCCGUACCACCUUCAAGGCAGUGUUGUGUAAAGAUAAAAGAGCAAAGACCAUGUCUAUGCCAGUACAUGAAGAACCCAAGUCUAAAAGCUUAUGUUUCCUCUCCUAAUGCCAAAAAGAUAGCCAAGAGUUGCGGAGUUCCUACUCCCAAGUGCUAGACAGUCUACAAAAAAUCUAAUCGGCCUGGUCUGCCCCUUUGUAGUACGUACCGCCAAGAAUCUCAUGUACUUUAGUCGCUAUAUAUGUAAGUGCUUAAUUAAUUAGCUAUCCUCAAUGUCUUGUACGUGGUUAAUUUACUACUUCUAUUUAUGUUGUGGCGGUGUGUUUGUUUUGUGUGUAAUCUUUAUAUAAAUAUUGUAUGUUCUCUUAAA